This is a messenger RNA of Penaeus vannamei (Pacific white shrimp), 6027 nucleotides long. Lineage: Eukaryota; Metazoa; Arthropoda; Malacostraca; Decapoda; Penaeidae. The record is from RefSeq and is a predicted model, not a curated record.
AUGCCACAACAACCACAGAACCGCCGACAGAAACCCACCAACAACCACAGAACGCCAACAGAACCACCACAACCACAGAACCGCCGACAAUGCCACCAACAACCACAGAACCGCCGACAGAGCCACCAACACCCACAGAACCCCCAACUGAGCCACACAACCACAGAACCGGCCACCGAACUACCAACAACCACAGGACCGCUAACUGAGCCACCAACAACCACAGAACCACCAACAGAGCCACCAACAACCACAGAACCGCCGACAGAGCCACCAACAACCACAGAACCGCCGACAGACAGACCCACCAACAACCACAGAACCGCCGACAAUGCCACCAACAACCACAGAACGCCGACCCACCAACAACCGAACAAACCACCAACAACCACAGAAGCCACCAACAACCACAGAACCGCCGACAAUGCCACCAACAACCACAGAACCACCACCAACAACCAGAACCAACCACCAACUGAGUCCGCAACAAGAACCGCCAACAGAGCCACCAACAACCACAGAACCGCCAACAGAGCCCACCACAACAACAGAACCCGCCAAACAGAGCCACCAACUAACCACAGAACCGCCAACAGAGCAACCACCCACCACACAACCACCAACAACCGAAACCGCCAACAGAGCCACCAAAACCAACAGAUACCGCAACAGAGCCACCAAACCACCAACCUGAUACCAACACCAACAACCACAGAACCGCCCAACCAACAACCAACAGAACCGCCAACAGAGCCAACCAACAAAACCACAAAACCGCCGACAGAGCCACCAACAACCACAGAACCAACCACAGAGCCAUACCAAAAACCACAGAACCGCCAACAAGCCACCAACAACCACAGAACCACCGAACAGAGCCACCAACAACCACAGAACCAAGCCGACAGAGCCCACAACAACCGACAGAACCAACCAACAGAGCCACACAACAACCACAGAACCGCCAAACAGACCAACCACAACCGCAACAAACCACCAACAACCACAGAACCGCCGACAAAAGCCACCACAACCACAGAACCGCCGACAGAGGCCACCAACAACCACAAGAAAACCACCAAACAGAGCCACCAACAACCUCACAGAGCCACCAACACAGAGCCACCAACCAGAGCCACCACAACCACAAGAACCGCCGACAGAGCCACCAACAACCACAGAACCGCCAACAGAGCCACCAACACCAACCAGAACCAGAGGCCAACCAACAACCAACAGAACUGCACAGAGCCACCAACAAACCACAGAACCGAACCGGCAAAACCAGAACCAACAGAACAACAACCACAGAACCGCCAAGAGCACCCAACAACCACAGAACCACCACAGAGCAACCAACAACCACAGAACCGCCAACAGAGCAACCAACAACCACAGAACCACCAACUGAGCCACCAACAACCACAGAACCGCCAACAGAGCCACCAACAACCACAGAACCGCCGACAGAGCCACCAACAACCACAGAACCGCCAAACUGAGCCACCAACAACCACAGAAACGCCGACAGAACCGCCGACAGAAGCAACCAACAACCACAGAACCACCAACAACCACAGAACUGCCGACAGAGGAAAUAACAACCACAGAACCACCGACAGAGCCACCAACAACCACAGAACCACCAACAACCACAGAACCGCCAACAGAGCAACCAACAACCACAGGAAACAGAGCCACCAACAACCACAGAACCACCAACUGAGCCACCAACAACCACAGAACAGCCAACUGAGCCACCAACAACCACAGAACCACCAACAGAGCCACCAACGAACGAGCCACCAACAACCACAGGACGAGCCACCACCAACCACAGAACCGCCAACAGAAACCACCCUGAACAAUGCCACACACAAGACGCACAGAACCGCCAACAACCACAGAACGCGCCGACAGAGCCACACACCCCAGAACACCAACAGAGCCACCAACAACCACAGAACCACCAACAGAGCCACCAACAACCACAGAACAACCCACCAACAACCACAGAACAGCCAACAGAGCCACCAACACACAACAACAACCACAAACCACCAGAACCACCAACAACACAGAACCGCCACAGAGCCACCAACCACCAACAGAACCACCAACGAGCCACCAACAACCACAGAACCCAAACUGAGCCAGAACAACCACCAGAAACCGCCAACAGAGCAACCAACAACCACAGAACCGACUGAAGAGCCACCAACAACCAUAGAACCCGAGCCACCAACAACCACAGAACCACCAACAGGCCACAACAACACAGAACCACCAACAAACAGCAACAACCAGACAACCCACACAACCACAGAACCGCCGACAGUGCCACCAAAAACCACAGAACAGAACAGGCCCCCAACAAGCACAGGACCGCCAACUGAGCCACCAACAACCACAGAACCGCCAAGAGCCAACCAACAACCCACCACACAACCACAGAAAGCCAACAGAGCCACCAACAACCACAGAACCGCCGACAAAACCACAACAACUACAGAACCGCCGAAGAAACAACCACAGAACCACCAACAGUGCCACCAACAACCACAGAACCACCAACCACCAAGAACCCCACAGAACCACCAACUGAGCCACCACAACCACACCACAACAACACAGAACCGCCGACAGAAACCACCAACAACCCACAGAACCACCAACAGUUCGACUCCAGAGAGCACCGCCACAGUGAUUUCGACGGAAGCAACGCUACCCACAACCACAGAGCUGUCCAUGAAUUCCACUUUCAAAUCUAAAACAACUGUAGAAUUGACAGAAACGGUUACUGUAUCUGAAACGUCGACCGUCGAAGGAGAAACUGUCUUUGAAACGACUAUGUGUUCGACUCCAGAGAGCACCGCCACAGUGAUUUUGACGGAAGCAACGCUACCCACAACCACAGAGCUGUCCAUGAAUUCCACUUUCAAAUCUAAAACAACUGUAGAAUUGACAGAAACGGUUACUGUAUCUGAAACGUCGACCGUCGAAGGAGAAACUGUCUUUGAAACGAACUUGACGCUUCCUGAAAUAUCAACCGUUGAAGCAGAAACUGUCUUUGAAACAGUGACGCUUCCUGAAAUAUCAACCUUUGAAGCAGAAACUGUCUUCGAAACGGUGACACUUCCUGAAACGUCAACCAUCAAAGGAGAAACAGCAGCUGCAGCAACAACUGUUUUGACAGAACUGGAACAAAGAAAGAAAGAAUUGGAAGAGGAGCUGGAAGAGCUUCAAAACUCAAUUGCUGCCAACAACGCAACCGCCAGUGCUUUUGCAGAAAUAGAAGCAACAUUGCAGCGAAUCACUGAUGCUAUAAAUAGUAGUGGGAGACAUAGGAGAAGACGAUCCCCUACUUACUCUGUUAACCAAGGUGGUGACACUGUCACAGUAGAUCCAUAUUGCGAGGUAAAUGAGGACAAUGCCUUAACUGGGGACCCGACAGAUCUGCUUCUUACUAUGAUCAAUGAUCUCUCCACCAAGUUGUCCAACCUCACAACCGACCAAAUCAUCUGCUUCAAUGAACUUAUUGGUUAUUUUGCCACACUCAUAGAAAAUGGAACCUUUGUCAUCGAUUCUAGUAUGGUCGACAAUAUUACAGCCGCUGCAGAGACAGCCAGUAGUGCUGUAGGAGAAGAGGUUGAAUCUUUAAAGACCCUUAUUUCGAGCCUACAGGAUCAGGUAAACGAAAAGAAUGCUGAACUCCGUAAACUGGAAAGUGAUUCUACAUCUACAGCAGCUUCGACAGAGACAGAUUCUGAAACUGCGACGAUCUUUGGGACUUCAACAUUUGAGACAAUUAUUUUGACUGAAACAUCGACAGUAAUUCUGCCUGAGACGACAUUUGAAACGGAAACUGUUUCUGAAACAGUCACUUUGCCCGAAACAUCGACAAUUAUUCUGCCUGAGACGACAUUUGAAACAGAAACUGUUUCUGAAACAGUCACUUUGCCUGAAAUAUCGACAAUUAUUCUGCCUGAGACGACAUUUGAAACAGAAACUGUUUCUGAAACAGUCACUUUGCCUGAAAUAUCGACAAUUGUUCUUCCUGAGACGACAUUUGAAACAGAAACUGUUUCUGAAACAGUCACUUUGCCUGAAAUAUCGACAAUUGUUCUUCCUGAGACGACAUUUGAAACAGAAACUGUUUCUGAAACAGUCACUUUGCCUGAAAUUUCGACAAUUAUUCUGCCUGAGACGACAUUUGAAACAGAAACUGUUUCUGAAACAGUCACUUUGCCCGAAACAUCGACAAUUAUUCUUCCUGAGACGACAUUUGAAACAGAAACUGUUGCUGAAACAGUCACUUUGCCCGAAACAUCGACAAUUAUUCUCCCUGAGACGACAUUUGAAACAGAAACUGUUGCUGAAACAGUCACUUUGCCCGAAACAUCGGCAAUUAUUCUUCCUGAGACGACAUUUGAAACAGAAACUGUUGCUGAAACAGUCACUUUGCCCGAAACAUCGGCAAUUAUUCUUCCUGAGACGACAUUUGAAACAGAAACUGUUUCGGAAACAGUCACUUUGCCCGAAACAUCGACAAUUAUUCUCCCUGAGACGACAUUUGAAACAGAAACUGUUUCUGAAACAAUCCCUUUGCCUGAAAUAUCGACAAUUAUUCUGCCUGAGACGCCAUUUGAAACAGAAACUGUUUCUGAAACAAUCCCUUUGCCUGAAAUAUCGACAAUUAUUCUGCCUGAGACGACAUUUGAAACAGAAACAGUUUCUGAAACAGUCACUUUGCCUGAAAUUUCGACAAUUAUUCUGCCUGAGACGACAUUUGAAACAGAAACUGUUUCUGAAACAGUCACUUUGCCUGAAAUAUCGACAAUUAUUCUGCCUGAGACGACAUUUGAAACAGAAACUGUUUCUGAAACAGUCAUUUUGCCCGAAACAUCGACAAUUAUUCUGCCUGAGACGACAUUUGAAACAGAAACUGUUUCUGAAACAGUCAUUUUGCCCGAAACAUCGACAAUUAUUCUGACUGAGACGACAUUUGAAACAGAAACUGUUUCUGAAACAGUCACUUUGCCCGAAACAUCGACAAUUAUUCUUCCUGAGACGACAUUUGAAACAGAAACUGUUUCUGAAACAGUCACUUUGCCCGAAACAUCGACAAUUAUUCUGCCUGAGACGACAUUUGAAACAGAAACUGUUUCUGAAACAGUCACUUUGCCUGAAAUAUCGACAAUUGUUCUUCCUGAGACGACAUUUGAAACAGAAACCGUUUUUGAAACAAUUACAUUACCCGAGAUAACUGAAACAGAAACUGUUUAUAAAACAAUGACGCUACCUGAAACAUCGACAAUAAUUUCUCCUGAAGCAUCCACAGGCGUUGUUUUUGAGACAAGCGUCCUGCCUGAAGCCUCGACCCCUGAGCCGCCUGGCCCCGCACCGACCACACAGGAGACCAGCGACCGCGUGACAGAACUUCAGGAUCGGAUCGCAGAGCUGGCUGAAAGGUCAGGCAACCUCAGAGACGUAGACGACUCUAUUGGCAAUUUCACGGCAGCCAUUGCAAACACGAGAAAGCGCCGUUCUGCCUCGCUUGCAAUCAGCCAAGACGGUCAGGACAUCACUCUCGAUCCUUACUGCGGCGUCAAUGGCGAGGACAGCCUGGUUGGCAAUACAUCGUAUGUGCUUUUGGCAGUGCUGACUGAUCUUACUGAAGAGGUGUCCAAUCUCACGACAGACCAGAUCAGCUGCUACAGCCUACUCCUUGAGAAAUUCACCGAACUCAUAGAGAAUGGGACUAUCACCAUCGACCCUCUGUUUAAGAGUAGUAUUGUUAGUGCUGCAAACGCUGCAAGUGACGCUGUACAAGAAGAGUUAUCCAGUACCCAGGAUCUCAUAGCUGACCUGCAGGAAGAACUUGAUGCUCUGAUUGGGGAGAGUACAACAACAGUUGCUCCGGAGCCAGAGCCAGAGCCAGAGCCGGGUCCUGAGCCUCUACCUGUGCCUGCACCCCAUAAGACUCGCUUGAGGCUCGUCGUUCUGCAGCAGGUGAACGUCCCUUAG